Messenger RNA from Myotis daubentonii (Daubenton's bat), 8688 nucleotides. RefSeq names its product taurine up-regulated 1 (gene TUG1). The record is from RefSeq and is a predicted model, not a curated record. NCBI's taxonomy places the organism in Eukaryota, Metazoa, Chordata, Mammalia, Chiroptera, Vespertilionidae.
AUGAAGGGCAAUGGCAAGCGCACCACCCGACGGGGCGUUGCCCAGCGCUCGCGGCUGCCUUUGUCCCUCCCCACGGAAUUGGAACCCAACAACCGCAGCUUGUUCUUGGAACCAUGUGCUGCCGCCGCGUCCGCCGCCGCUGCCGCCGCCGCCGCCACCGCCCAGACACGAGCCUUCCGGUUGCCUCACAGCCGCCCCUGCGGCCACCACAGCCACCGCUUUGUCUCCGCCUAUGCACACGAAUCGGGCUCCCUCGCGCACUCCCCGACGCCCCGAACCCCCGAGGCCUCCGCGGCGCGUUCAGCCAAUCACAGAGCCGCAGCUCCUCCCGCCCCCGCCCUGAAACGACGCGUCCUGAUUGAACUCGAAGAAGCCCUGGCGCGCCCUCCCCCCCUCCCCGGUCUGGUAGGGCGACGGAGCGGGCGCGCGGUCGAUCGAGCGAUCGGUUGGCGGCUCUUUCUCCUGCUCUGGCAUCCAGCUCUUGGGGCGCAGGCCCGGCCGCCGCGGCGCGCGCCCGGUGGCCGUUGGCGCUCGCGCCGAGUCUUUCUUCUCGUCCGCAGAACUCGGGCGGCGGCCUAUGCGUUUGCGAUCCGACGAGGAGUCGUCCGGGUGGUUGGCGGUGGCGGGCAGCUGCUCCGCCCCGCUCCCGGGGAGGCGGCGGCGGGACUUGGCGCGGCCGGGGAAGCGGGGGCGGCCGGGGCCGGCCUGGAGGCCUGGCGCCACCCUUCGGGGCCUGCAAGGACCCAGUUGGAGGGACAGGAAGGGGCUGGGGGAUGGUUGGUGGUGGGCUUUCUACUUUGCCUUUUCCUCCUUAUGCCGCCUUAGUGAGAGGCGGGAGCCCUGGCGGCAGCUCCGGGCCGGGAAACGGGCUCCGGAGUCGGAAGAGCUGGGUUUGCUUCCGGGCCUAGCCACCAGCUGGCCGAGUGACCUUAGGCAAGUCCCUCUGUAAUCUGCGCCUCAGUUUCCUCCUCUGUCGAUGUUUGUGGGAUUAAAAGUGCUUUGUAAAACCACAAAGCGUCAGUGUACAUAAGGGAUCAUUAUUAUUUGUAAAAUUUUCUGAUUUGUAAGAAAACAGCCAUUGCCCAAUCCAUCGAUUUUUUUUGAACCUAGGAACCUUGGAUUGGAGUUGGAAAUCCCCAAACUCCCUGAAAUUGUAUGCAGAAAUUAGUGGGAAUGUGCAUUUUAGGGGGAUGAGGAUCCAUCGCCAACAAGGUUUCAAUGGGAGAUGUCACCCCCAAAGAGUUAACCACAAUCUCUCUAUGCCACAGGGAGGAAACUGAGGCCUAGAUGUCAUUUGAGAUCCUUCACAACCAAUUUGAAGCCCCUGUUUGAAUCCCUGGGAUAUGUGAGCUUUUCUGUGCAUAAUGGAUAUUGGGGUAACAACACUCCACUGCUUGGCUUUUUUCCUGAGUCCUUUCCUUUCCCCGUGGGGGGGUGCCUGAAGGGUGGCUAAUGCAUAUGGUACAGUGGCAUCCAGUAUACAGCAGCUGAAACUAGGAGUGGAUGUGUUCUCUGAUAUCAAGAAACCUAUUUAAUCUUUGGCCCAUUAACUUUGUUGCUGCUUAUACUGGUGCCUGACUACCCUUCUGACUCUCAUUGACCAUUUUUCACGACCACGUUUGCCAUCUGUUACUUGCUCCUAUUUUAUACCCCUAGUCUAUGUGGUUGGUAGUGAGCAGGCUUAUUUUUAAAUGGUGCUGCCAAGUCUAGCUAAUUAAUGGUGCAGGUGGAUUUUUCGGAAGCUGGCUAAGGAACAGACUGAUCCAGGCAUGGAAUUCCUGAAGAUGUUGGGGGGUUAUCUUUAUUAAUUGAAGGUUAACAUUUUCUGAAAAAUUGAGUUUGAACCUGUGCUGAACCUCAGAAUCAGUAGAUUUGGAAGUUUCCCCAAGCUUAACUUUUUCCUGGACUGCUUUGUAUUCUAUUUGCUUGCAAGUGUGUUGCUAAGGUGGCCAAAAAUGCCAGUUUUUUGCUUCUUUGUUAAUUAUCAGCUGCUUUUACCCAGCAAACACUAUAGAAAUGUUUGAACAGUUGGAUUUCAAACAUUUUUGUUUUGUGGAGUGGUGCAACUCUAAGCAAACGAACACACACGAUUAAGUGUAUUUUGUCUGGUUAGGUGUUACCCGGUUCUGCUAUUGCAUACAAAUGUCUGAAAAAAAAAUCAGUUGACUGUUCCCUUUACCUAAAGGGCAGAGACAGAUGAUCUCACUUCCAGAGAAAUAACUUAUUUGGGGGGAAAUGUGUUGGUCUUUUGUAAUAAAACCUGGAUGUACUGCAAACGAAUCUUGAUUGUGGUGAGAAGAUGCUUUUCUCAGCAGAAAAGAGGGACACAAACAUCUGGAACUCAAAGCUUGAAAUUCUGUGACAAAACACGAGAUGUCCAGGAUAGAGGGUUGAAAGGGUUUCACUACAGUGUUUCGCACUAGCUGGAGCCGAUGCCCAUUACUAGCCACGGCAUGGACUCCAGAUUUGCAAGACCUGGGACCUGGAUGCGUUUAUGAGGAUGUGACAGGAACUCUGGAGCUGGAUAUGUUUACUUUGGAGACUAUUGACCUCGCUUUCAGAAGAGAGACGACAACUAACCAAGCAAUGCCACUAGCGCUGUUACUGGGAAUUUGAAGACCUGAGUUUCUGCCAGAUCUCAGUGCAGACUCUGAUGACACUGCAUCCCAAGUGAACUACGAUAGCAAGCCCCUUGGAUAAAAAGGGUCUUCGAAUCUUUGCCCACACAUACUACCACAUGUGAUGAAGCUUUUAAUAGAAAAGAGGAAUUUAGAGAGCAGGCUAUCCCAGAAUGAGCGUUCACCUACAGAUUUGGUACCUGGAUGUCUGUCCGUGGUGAUUUCUGUCACCUUACUACUGAAGAAGAUACCAUUCCAGUGGACCACUGUGACCCAAGGGACAUUCAACCAUCACGAUGUGGUCUUCACCUCCAUUCCUGUCCUUCUCUACCCAGAUUGAGCACCAUCCUUUAUGUGAAGUCAAACUCCUCAAGCCAAAUAGCUGGAACUGUUUCAUCACAACAGAGGCUCAGUUUGUUCCAUGAGUGUGUAUUUUGUUUCUUCAGUUAAAGCCUUCAGAGACACAUAAUAAAUUUGGACCCAGGGGAUUCUUAGUUCUCAACAUUGUCUGGAGAAUGGUAACAUCUUGAGAACAACAUUGGACCACAACCCACAAUCUCAAAUGUUUAUGAAGUUUUGAGGAUCCCAUGCAGGUCACUGGAUGCUAUUCUUUUUCCACGUCAAAUCUGUAGUAUCCUACUGAAUGAGAAAGCAGAUAUUCUGACCCAUUGAGAUUAAAACAAAGGCCUAGUGAAGUCCUCAUAGCAUCUUUGGGAUUAUUCAGGAACCAGAACUUUUCACACAAAUGUAAGGAAUUUUACAAAGGAAUCCUUUACCCAGCAUCUCACAAAGCUUCAAUCAGAUUCCAGAAAAGGCCACUUGAGACAUCCAGGUAGAACCUAUAUGGUAAUCCCUUAUGUUUUUAUCGCACUUUACAGUCUCAAAGCACUUUUACAUGUGUUAAUAUCAGAAUCACAACUAGACUAUAAUCCUGUUUUGUAAAUGAGGAAAUGGGAUUUGAAAGAUUAUCCAAGGGUAUCAAGUGGUAGAGGCCAAACCUUCUGACUCCUGGUCCAGUUCUUUCCUUGGAAUUAAUUUAGCCUCGACCCACAGUGUUAAAAUGACUGCAGGUUGGGAACCCCAGAAAAGUGUUCUAGCUUCCUGAUCUGGUGACAUCAACAGGAUGUCAUAAAUGUAAUACUGUACUAGCUGUCCUAGACCAGAAUUCCAUGGAAACUCCUGAGGUUAAGGAGCAGACUCUCUAUGAUGGUAGAUUGUCCAGUCAACAAGACACAUGUUCAUCUGACAACACUACUCAACAUGAAACAAAGCUACUGUUAGAUUUUUUUGUCUGUCUUUGUAGUCUUCACAAAGAUGGCCUAAUUGAUUGGGGAAUCCCUGUGCAAAUCAUGCCUUUGUUUUGUUAAGUCUUAAGAUCUUAUCGAUGGUUCUUUUAUCCCCUAACUAAUAUUUGUACCAUCCAUUUCAAUCAAUACUGUUCGUGUAUGUGUAUUUGCAUACACAACAUAUAUGUCAUACAUACAGAGCUUUGUAGUCCAGUAAGGUGGUAAAAAUACUAUAAACUGUGUCCCCUCUCUAAUUGAUAAUGCAGUGUAGUGUAUUAAAGGAUAUCAUGAGGCAGCAAAAAAAAAACACACAACUAUCAUUUAGCUGUUUAGUCUGGUAUGUUCUAAGUUUAAUCAAACACAGAAUGUCAUCUUGCAGCAUUCCUUUCAAUGGAAUGAGGCAACUGCUUAAGAGUGGCAUAGCCAGUGCUUCUUGAAUGCCAACAGAUUGCCCUGGAGACCCAGGAAUAAACUGCAUCUUUGACACACACAUCCCUUUUUUCUUAUCAAUAACAGCUUUGAAUUAGUAUGUUUCCAUCAUCUGAGAAUUCUUUAUCUUGACCAUUACCUUGAUUUUCUGUCAAAGAAACCUCUAGAAGAUUUGUGGGAAUACUGGGGAAGGGGUUGGGGGAAAGUUAAUUCAUCCAAAUUUGGAUGGGUUCUAUGACAUACAGUGUUGUAUUUCUCUGUCCCUAGAAUUGUGCUAUAAACCUAGUUCAAGGUCAUUGCAUCUCAUGGGUGAGAAGAUUGGGAAGGGAAAAGAGGAAGUGGGUGGAAAAAAUGGAGAGGAGGGAUGAGGAGAUAUUUUCUUAGAAUUUCUGAGUUGUGGCCCACUGAGAUCUUAUCAGUGCUUGAAAAGAAGUCAUCUAGCAUGGACUUCUUGGAAUAAUAUUUACAAAGAAAUCAGUGCAUUUUGCAGCUGUAUUCUGACUGCAAAAAUGCUACUGCUGUCAUUUAAGACCUUGUUCUCUGAUAGUCAUAAGCCCAAUUUCAGGAAAUGAGAAUUUAUAACAGACUUGAAUGUUAAUUUUCAUAAUUCUAUAAUGUGGCCCACCUUAGGGGAAGAAUGAAUGGGAAAACACCUUGGCUUACCAAAGACUUUGCUUACGCAGUUUCUGGUUUCUGUGACCUGUUUUUUGUAUUUCAGCAUUUUGUGAACAACUUAUUCUUAGAUCAUUGGUUUUCCAAAGGCUUUGUGGCCAUGAAGCCCUUUGGACGAAAGCUGUGGAAGCCCAAAGUAAAAGUGAACUUGCUCUGGACGAAGCAGAGUGGGGGUCCUGAAAUCUGCCACAAGCAUCUUCCUUUAUCGCCAUGGUGACUAAGGAGAGACUUCUUUACAGCACCUAGAAUUCUUCAGAGCACAUUUUGAAAAAACAGUGCCCUAGACAACAAUAUGUUCGACCUGAAUGAUAUUCUGAUCUGUACCUCUACCCAACGCAGUCCAUGUUCAGUUGGUGCUGAACAUUCUUAGGAAUACUUACUAUGGACAAACUCAGAAAAGUGCAAGAACUUUGCCCCUAAGUAGUUAUAUGGGCCAAAAGUGUAUCAAAUGAACCUAAAUUAAUCAUGCUCUACCCCCAUAUGGACUUACAGUAAUUCCUGGGUUUGGAUAUAGACAAUAAACCAUAUGUACUCUACACUGACAAACCCCGUUACCCAACUUCUUUCACAAACACCAGAUGCUCUAGUGGUACUUGAAAUAUGUGAAUCUGAAGUCUUGAUCCUCCUUGGAUACCUGAAUUGCCAGGUAUUGAAACUGAUGCCUCACUGAGGCCAUAGUAGACCAACUUGUUCAUCGGACCUCCCAUCAUCAACCAUGGUACUCUACUUCAUGUGCAAGGGAUAACAAUUAACUAUGAAAGCAGAAUUCAAAUUCUGGCAACAUUAACUAAAAGGGUACCUGGUCUUAUCAUUCAUCUUAUUCUCAAACUACAAGUCACUAUGACUCAAUCAGUGGCAGUAAUACUACUGCUUGGUUUUUAUUUACUUUUAACUGCUGUUUCCUGGAUAAAGGAGCUAAUAACAUUUAAUAAGCUAAAACAAUUCCUCCACCAUCGGCAUAUCUGCUCGGCAUAUUCUGCUCUAGAAUUAUAAAUACUCUGCUCUAACUACAUGUAAGACCUGAUCCACAGGAGACCAUCUUUGAACAUCUUUUCUGAUGUGAUUUAAAAUGUGGCCAUUUGGGAAGUUUUCUUUUAGCCAGUGAAUGUUUUUCCUUUAAGAUGGGUCUUGAUGUCUAGUACCAUCAACUGUAGAUAUUAGGGAUAUUUUGAGGUAGGCACUUGCUGAGAAUCUCAAAUUGUGUAUAAUCUUUUUUGCUGGAAAUGUAGACUGACUUGAAAAAAAAUCUACAAAUCCUUCAGCUAAGGAUUUUGUCAGUAGACUCAAGCUUCCUGUUGUGCUUCCUAAUGUCACAAGACCACAGUCCCUUGUCCUUGUGGAUAUGUUCAUGGAGUUUUACCUGUCUCAGUACUGUUUUAAAAACACUGAUUCAGAGUGGCCAACUUCAUUCCUCAGGCAUUGAGACAACUUACCUGUUUCUGCAGGAAGGAUUCAGUUUGUGAACUUUCAGACCAAAUCAUGUUAAACAAGUAGACUUUGAAAUCUUAUUUACUUCACAGUUGACUUAAGGGCCAGAUGUCCUCAACUACUUUAACGAAUGCACUGGUUAAAUGUUGGGAAUGGUUUCUUUAUAUGUCUCUUAUCCACUAGACUAAUUAUGAGAACAUGACUCAGUCUUCAAAUCAUCAAUCUAGGCCUAAGCCUGGUUACUCUAGACUGCUUACCGUCAACAAAUAAAGAUAAAAUAAUGACCAUCCUGCUUGUAUAUACAACUAUUAUUUGUAAAGAAGAAAUCUGCAAACCCAGCGUUUUUUAGUACCUUCCAAAUAGCUAGGUUUUUCUUCUGUACAGGAAAAGACAUUGAUCUACACUGCCAGUUAUUCCCGUUAUUCCUGUCAGACUCAGUCAAAAUGAGGGGCUUAAGGUGAGGAUGAUCAUCUUUCAAGAGUCUAAUGAACAUUGUUUGAGAAUCGAUGUUUGAAAAAGCAAAAAAACCUAAAAUUCAAACCUAAGCUCUUACCUACUAUCUCCAUGCCUCAGAUCUCAUCUAAGUCUAGCAGCACCAUUCAACUAGUUUGAGGCCUUGACUUGUGUUUGAUUGCCAGAGAUGUGCUGAAUUAUAGAAGAUGGAGAUUUUGAUUACCAAAGAAAGUAGUGCCAAUCUUGAUGAACGCUAUUAUUCCCAGGUGUAGGAACAGACACCUGAACAACCUCACGUCUGGACUGAGAAUAUAGCCUGAGCUGAAAAUUCUUAUUGGGCAAAUGAGCAGGAAGGUGAAAGCUGCUGUACCCGACUGGCUAUUUAAGAUCUGAAAAGUGUAUCCAGAAUAAACACUAUGGAUUAAGCCUGGAGUAAUCCAGGUAAAAACUAAUUUACAGAACUUCAAUAUUAAACUACAUGUUCUUCCUUAUACCCUUGUCAUUGGUAUAGCUGGCCCUGCUGAAGGUACCCUACUUACUUAUUUAUCUUUCUCAGCCCUUGCCUGCCUUUUUUGACACAUUGCUGCAAUCAAACUUGCUGUCCUGGAACAGACUACAACUGAUCUCAGCCUACCUUAUACCUAAUUCCACCAAGGAGUUUUGAACUGAAGCAGCCUGCACCUCACUCCACCAGGAGUUCAUGUUCUCAACAGGAAGGACCGUGCUGUAUACUUUUUGACCAGCAUCAGUCCUUUUUUUUAAGUGCAGAGUAAGCCUCAGCCUAUAUUUGAUCAUUUUCAGCACCUGGAGCUCCUUCUACCAGAUCUGAAGGAGUAUAGCAGAUAAAAAGCACUGUCAAUUUCUCUCCUGCAGUAAUACAGAAAUUGAGUCUGAAUCAACAGCACAGAAAUGAGAAAUGUUCAACUUGGCAAAAGACUUGAACACAAAAGAUUUCCAGGAAUUUCAAAUUUACCACUGACUUGAAUAGCCUCACAGAACUACUUUCCAUUGGGAGACUAGUCGUCUUGCAUUAUGUCAACUAGAUCAUUGAGCUCUCGGACUCUUAAUACUUAUAUUGGAACCCUAUGGUAUCAUCCAGAGUAUGUUACUGGACAUGAUUAUUCCAUACAAAUGGAUUAUAAGCUUCCUGACGACAGGACAUACUCAUGAUGUGUGUGUUUUUCAGAAUACUUUUAUCAAGAAAGAAUAACGCCAGCUGUUACAAUUCAACUUUAUGAGCAGAGAUUAAGCUUUUUCAAUAUCCAAUGUUAUCACUGAUAUCAGUUAUUUUUAAUUGGCCAGCAUUUAUUCCAUCUCUUCCUAACAACUCCCUGAUGUUUCUUGGAACCAUAUCUCCCUAUUUUCAGUCCACAUAGUCCAGACAGUCUGACCUAACCUUAGGGUUCAUGUGUGGACAUGAAGUUCAGACCUGAUCAAUCGGCAUAGUUCAUCUCCUUGAUCAUAGUGAUUGAUUCGAUUCAGGAAUGGUCAUGUGAUUCAAGUUGAUCCAGUGAUACUCAACCCUAGGAGUUUACUGAACAGUGGAAGAGGAAAAGCUCAGAAACUCUGUAUUUACUGAGGUUGCUUACCUUUGUAGGAUGAACAAGCUCAAACCAGCAAGGUCCACCAUAUAAAAUGAGCCAGUGAGAGAAUGAAGCCAGUGCAGAGGAAAGCGGAGCCAAAUGAUGGAGAGACUUGAGUCCUGAUGACAAUGUGCUCCUAGAUCCAUCCGUGCCUGAAGCGAGUAUAUCCUCUGGAUUUUUCAGUUUUGUGAACCAAUAAAUACCCUUUUGUUUAAGUUA